UUGGUGCCCGCAUUGUCCCUUUUAUAUUUGUUGUCCAGGUUGUUCUGCGAACAGGUGCCGGUUGUCUUUCUUUACCACCACAUCCUACAUUACAUCCCUUUCCUUUCGCCUCUUAAUUCUAUUAUACCUCCUUCAACAACUAUAGACAGGCCCUGCUUUCUAGAUGCUCCUUCUCAAUGUGCUACCUGUGUACCUCGUCGUCCUCAUCGUCUUCCAUGACGUCUCAGCAAGUCUCGUCUCCCGUGUCCAUGAUGUUGCCCUUCGACACACCAAGAGCAUAGCACGCGACCUUCGCCUGGCCUUUGGCUCGGUCCUUGUCUCCCAACAGUCCCUGGUCAACCCGCAAACGCGUUUGACUUACUGCAAAGCUGGAUCGUCAAACAACAAUAACACUGGUAGUGGUGGUGGUAGUGGGAGCGGCAGCGGCAGUAGUAGCCACUCCGGGACAAGCAGCACAAGGACUGCAUCCACGUCCGGUGCUUCUGCCACUGCUUCCUCUUUUUCGUCCCCGUAUAAUUUGGUAGAGUCUCAUGCUGGCACAGACUUUUUUAAUGGCUGGACCUUCUGGACGACUUCGGAUCCUACUCAUGGCAUUGUAGAUUAUGUUGAUGAGAGCACGGGUAGAUCAAAUGGGUUAGUGGAGGUGAACUCGGAUGGUAAUGCUAUUAUGCGUGUCGAGACAACGGGAACUGUCUCUGGGAAUCGUCAAAGCAUUCGUAUCACCACGGAGAGUACAUACGAUGGUGUAUUGGUGAUCAUGGAUUCUGUGCACAUGCCAACGGGCUGUGGGACGUGGCCUGCAUGGUGGUCGAACGGACCUAAUUGGCCCAUUGGUGGGGAAAUAGACAUCGUGGAGGGUGUAAAUGACUACACGAACAACCAGGCAACAGUUCACACUGAUGUCGGAUGUUCCUUGACAUCUUCGAAUGCGAACGUGCUUAAUAUCACAGGAACUAUAGUUGGCGGGACCAACUGUGCAGCUUCCGAGACGAGCAAUCAGGGCUGUGGGGUACGCUCUGCUUCUGACGUUUCGUUCGGUGCCGCUUUCAAUGAGAACGGCUGGUGGAGUAUAUGCCACCUACGCUCAUUGGCUGUAGUGAAAUGGGACGAUGAGGGCAUCAAGAUCUACUUCUGGCCCCAGGGCUCCGUUCCGUCUGACGUUGAUGCUGGGACGCCCGUUCCCGACAGAUGGGAGACACCAUUAGCGAACUGGCCUUCAUCGGCUUGCAAUUCCAGCAAGUAUUUCUACCAGCAUUCAUUUAUCUUUGACACGACUUUAUGCGGUGACUGGGCCGGUGGAGUAUGGAAUAGCUCGGGAAUACCAGGUCAAGAACAAAGCUGUGCUGCUCGGACAGGAUACUCAAGCUGUGAAGACUUUGUCCGUGCAAAAGGAGCGUCGUUUGACGAAGCUUACUGGGAAAUCAAGAGUGUCAAAUUUUACGAACUCUAGUAUUUUCUACAUAUCAAUGCAACCGGAUCUGGGGAUUUAUUGUGUACAUAUCUAGACAUACAUAGUUGAAUUUGCAAAGAGUAAAGACACCGCCAC
This is a messenger RNA of Desarmillaria tabescens, 1546 nucleotides long. Its product is annotated as glycoside hydrolase family 16 protein. The record is from RefSeq and is a predicted model, not a curated record. Gene Ontology annotation, biological process: glucan catabolic process. The transcript is spliced from 10 exons. NCBI's taxonomy places the organism in Eukaryota, Fungi, Basidiomycota, Agaricomycetes, Agaricales, Physalacriaceae. Gene Ontology annotation, molecular function: hydrolase activity, hydrolyzing O-glycosyl compounds. The coding region runs from base 164 to 1450 and encodes 428 amino acids.